AUGGGCACCGCUUCCAAGGAAGCUUUCGUUCCCGAACGGUGUCAUAAGAUCCUAGUAGCGGGUUGCGGUUUUAUGGGCGAGUCAAUCGCUAGUAUAUUCGCGGCUUACGGACAUGAAGUCUUCCUGUUUGACAAUCGAGGAGCUGAGUAUCUGGAGACGUCGAAAAAACGGAUAGCUGCGGCUGCGGCAGAGUACCGGAGGAUAGUGGGGGGAGGAGGUGACAAAAAGAACUCUACAGAGGACCAAGAUGCAGAGAUAGCGGCCGCAAUACUUCCGAAACUCGUCGCGGCGCCACCACAGCUUUUAGAAGUAUCGAGCAGUUCUACUUCUACUGCUGCUGCGGAACUGCUGGACAGUCUGGACUUCGUUUUCGAGGCGGUCUUUGAAGAUUUAGAAGUAAAGUGUCAGCUUUUUGCUGCACUGGCGGAGCAAUCGCAGAAAAUUCGAGACGGACUAGUUCCACUUUGCUCCAACACCAGUUCAUUAUUGUUGGCCGAUAUGCAAAGAAGGCUUGCCGAGAUCAGUGGGGCCGACAAUGUUAUGGUUAGCUUUCAUCCACGACAGCACCAUUUUGUUCUUGAUGCCCUUUUCCCAUGGAAUACAAGGGAAAAGGUAGCAAGAUGGAUCGACCGAUAUGGACCCAAGCACGCUCUAACAGUGGCGCGAACAAGACAGCUCUGGCAGUCGCGCACUUCCAAGGUCCAGCACUUUGGAUGCCCCUAGUGGAGUUGUAUUUUGGCGGCGCCGAUGCAACGGCGUUAUAUGAGGGAUCAUUAGUAUUAAGGGUUCCUCUAUAAUUAAUCCAUUUUCCGAGACAUCCUCGAGACGCUUUUCAAUGGGAGAAGAGAGCCCUAGGGUGUAUAUCAAGAUGGAUUAGGGCGAGCUCUAAGAGUGACGCUGCUAUCGAGCUGUCACAAGCGGCCAAUUGUCAUGCGUCGAGAAGUGCCGGGUUUCGUGCAUGCGCGGUUGCAGGCAUGCUUAGUCCGUGAGUGUCUUGCGCUGGUUCGCGAAGGAGUGUGCAACGCGGAGGACGUGGAUGACGCAGUAACGUUCGGCUUCGGUCGGAGAUAUAACGAAGUAGGCCCCUUGAAACAAGCGGACAUUGUUGGCCUGGACUUGAUUGCCAAAACGCAUAACGCAAUCUUUCCGUCACUGUGCAACGAUACUUCCGAUCCUUUCACCGCAGAGUUGGCAGCAAAUGGAUCAAGAGGCGGAAAAGAUCUCUCAGGCUAUUUGCAGUGGCCGUGUGCGGCGACGGUAGAAUCUACAAAGAAAAAGCGUGACGAUGAAGUGAAACGCAGACUCGUGCAGGAUUUUGAAUCAUGAUAACGCGGCUGGCGCAGCAAUUGUGCACAUCAUGAUGUGCUUUCACAAAAAGACACGUUGAAAUAAAUCGCAUGAAUUUUUUUGAAGUACCAGAAUCCGAGAGCUGUCAUCGGCUAUCAUUGGGUCGUCUCUGCGUGUCUUCAUGCCCUUCAAAAGAUCCGGUGAACAACUUGAGACUGAAAAAUCAAGAAGAAAUCGGUCAAAUAUAUGGUUCAUGAUCAAGCCUUGUCGAAUGUAUUUGUGUGUUGCUGCAGAGGAAAAUCUCAGUUACAACAUGCGAACAAGACUGCAAAGAGACAUGCUGAAUGAUUCAAAAUGUGAGUGCC
Messenger RNA from Amoebophrya sp. A25, 1652 nucleotides. NCBI's taxonomy places the organism in Eukaryota, Dinophyceae, Syndiniales, Amoebophryaceae. The record is from the annotation of a GenBank genome assembly.